AACGUGAAACGUCACUGUCAAGGAGAUUGUUGUUUGGUUGGACGUCAAUUUGUUGAAAAUAAAAACAUUUCUGCCGGUUUUUCAGUUCUUUCAAUAUUUAAGAAAAUCUAAUAAACUCAAUUUAGAGAAAUGAAGGAAGCUACACCAGACGUAGAUACGAGGAAUGUGGUGAAGAACAGGGAAUUGUUAUAUCGUAUGAUUAUCAGUCAGCUAUUCUAUGAUGGAUUCCAACCGAUUGCUGCUACGCUAUCUGCAGCUGUUCAUGCUGAUCCACCAUGCCCACCGAGUGACAGGCUUCUAAACCUCAUGAUGGUGGGGCUCCAGCAUGAGCCGGAUAGGAAGGAUCGACUCGCCGCGUCCAGUGGGGCUGAACAUCUACUGGGGACUACUGGGUUUGACUUGGAAUUCGAAAUGGACGCAUCGUCCCUCGCGCCCGAGCCGGCGACGUACGAAACGGCGUACGUGACGUCACACAAGAUGGCGUGCCGCGCGGGCGCGUUCAGCUCGUGCGGACAACUCGUGGCCACCGGUAGUGUGGACGCGAGUAUUAAGAUUUUGGACGUGGAACGUAUGUUGGCCAAAUCCGCGCCGGAAGAAGUCGAUCCGGGGAGGGAGCAACAGGGACAUCCGGUUAUACGGACUUUAUACGAUCACACGGACGAAAUUACGGCGCUAGAUUUCCAUCCCCGCGAACAGAUUUUGGUCUCCGCGUCGAGGGAUUGUUGUAUCAAGCUCUUUGAUAUCACCAAGGCAUCCGCUAAGAAGGCGUACAAGUCUAUCACGGACUCAGAACAAGUUCUAUGCGUGGCUUUCCAUCCGCUCGGCGAUCAUAUAAUAGCUUCUACUACGCACCCGGUGAUACGUCUGUAUGACGUCACCACGAGCCAAUGCUUCGUGUGUCCCGUACCAUCGCACCAUCACAAGAAACAAGUCAAUUCUAUCAAAUUUUCGCCGAACGGCAAAUACUUCGCCAGCGGCAGCGCGGACGGUUCCGUCAAACUUUGGGACACAGUGUCCAAUCGAUGUUUCAACACGUUCAAAAACGCGCACGACGGUUCCGAAGUUUGUUCCGUCGCUUUCACACGGAACAGCAAGUACCUCCUAACCUCCGGAAUGGAUUCGUCGAUAAAAUUAUGGGAACUAGCCAGUAGUAGAUGUCUCAUACAAUAUACUGGUGCGGGGACUACUGGCAAGCAAGAACACCACGCGCAAGCUGUAUUUAAUCACACGGAAGACUACGUGAUGUUCCCGGACGAAGCAACAACUUCACUUUGCACAUGGCAUUCGCGCAGUGCUAGCCGAUGUCAGCUCAUGUCGUUGGGGCACAAUGGGGCAGUGCGGUACAUUGUUCACUCGGGAACGGCGCCGGCAUUUUUAACUUGCAGCGACGAUUAUAGAGCGCGGUUUUGGUAUAGACGUAAUACGCAUUAAAUAAAUGUACUUUUUCUGA
Molecule: messenger RNA, 1450 nt
Organism: Colias croceus (clouded yellow)
Lineage: Eukaryota; Metazoa; Arthropoda; Insecta; Lepidoptera; Pieridae
Gene: CstF50
Product: cleavage stimulation factor subunit 1
Exons: 12
Coding region: 130-1431 (433 amino acids)
Biological process (GO): mRNA 3'-end processing
Cellular component (GO): mRNA cleavage stimulating factor complex
Molecular function (GO): RNA binding; protein binding
Source: RefSeq, a predicted model, not a curated record